Messenger RNA from Cuscuta campestris, 847 nucleotides. NCBI's taxonomy places the organism in Eukaryota, Viridiplantae, Streptophyta, Magnoliopsida, Solanales, Convolvulaceae. The record is from the annotation of a GenBank genome assembly.
AGGCUGCUCAGAGUACUCAAAUAUUUGGGCUUAGAGACUGAUCUGUUUCUAAUUAAAUUCAUCAUCGUCUUCUCCCCUAGAACCUCUUCCCUAGAACCCUAGAGCAAUCUGGGGAUCGAAAAUGAAGCACUCAAUCCUGAGAUCCAUCUCGCUCUGCUCUCGCAAUCUUCGACCUUUCUUCCAUACCAAGCAAACCCCCAAAUCUAGCCGUUCAAUUUUGCUGAACAAUCGAUUUUUCGCCAGCGGAAACCCUAACCCUAGUCGCCCAAUUCCCGGGUCGAAUCCGGAGCAGUUCGAUAGUGUUGCUGUUCUAAACUCUGCUAAGGAUUCUCAAGACCUCAGCAAUGAAGCAUUGAAGAAGAAGAUUGAGAGGCUGGCUGAAGGGGAUGGAGAGGCAAUUCCCGAAAUAUUUGAGGCAAUUUUGAAGAGGAAGUUGGGCGGCAAAAGUGCCGAGGAAGACGAGGAGCUGAUGAAAGAUAUUCGGAGCAAUCCCAAAUUCGAUCAGGAUUUUGAUGAAAGUUACUUGAAUCACUCUAGUAAAGAAGGUGAUAACCACGGCGACGACGAUGACGAUGAUGAUGAGUUUGAUGAUAGUGAAGAUUUUGAAGAAGAUGAAGAAGAUGAAUUAGACUGAGUGGAAUUCUGGGGAUUGGCUAUGAAUCCUUCUCAAUUUUGCCAUUCAAAUCAUUAUAUGUUAUGGUAAUUGUUGAUUGACUAUUUUAAGUACGGAUUAUAGUGGAAGAAUCAAUGCCAAUACGCUUAGAAAUUUGAGGUUUCAGGUGAAUACGUACAUAUCUUCAAAUGCUCAUUCUUGUUUCCAGAAUUUAAACAAAUUUACAGAGUUUUG